Molecule: messenger RNA, 6480 nt
Organism: Paramuricea clavata
Lineage: Eukaryota; Metazoa; Cnidaria; Anthozoa; Malacalcyonacea; Plexauridae
Source: the annotation of a GenBank genome assembly
AUGAUCAAAGCCAAAACGUUGCCGAGUCGAAAAUUAAUUUUAACUUUUAAGGUAAAAAUUAGAAUGACUACGAAUGCUUGAUUACAUUUUCGGCGUUAUCUCUAAAGGUUGUGUUGUAAUUUUUUUCAAAUCUUCAUUAAUGUUUUUAGAAUUUUGAAGUUUACCCAAUGGCAUCUGGUUUGACUGCUUGGCUGUUCCUACUUUCUAUGAAAGGUACGUAAUAGGCUCCAAACUUUGGUUUCCUCCUGUAGAAAUUUGGGAUCAAUAAGGAACGGCCUGACUACUAUAGCGCGAAGAGUUUAGAACUGAUAGAGCUAGCAAGUAUAAAAUUGGUCUAGUUUAGGUUUCCACCUGUAGUAACACUGGAUCAAUAAAAGAUGAUGCUUACUGGACCUCUAAGAAGAACAGUUUAGAACUGAUAGAGCUAUCCAGCAUAAAUAAAGUUAGUUUAGUUUAGGUUUCCUCCUGUAGUAUCACUGGAUCAAUAAGAGAUGAUCCUUACUGGACCUCUAAGAAGAACAGUUUAGAACUGAUAGAGCUAUCCAGCAUAAAUAAAGUUAGUUUAGUUGAGGUUUCCUCCUGUAGUAACACUGGAUCAAUAAGAGAUGAUCCUUACUGGACCUCUAGGAAGAACAGUUCAGAACUGAUAGAGCUAUCCAGUAUAAAUAAAGUUAGUUUAGUGUAGGUUUCCUCUUGUAGUAACACUGGAUCAAUAAGAGAUGAUCCUUACUGGACCUCUAGGAAGAACAGUUCAGAACUGAUAGAGCUAUCCAGUAUAAAUAAAGUUAGUUUAGUUUAUGUUUCCUCUUGUAGUAACACUGGAUCAAUAAGAGAUGAUCCUUACUGGACCUCUAGGAAGAACAGUUCAGAACUGAUAGAGCUAUCCAGUAUAAAUAAAGUUAGUUUAGUGUAGGUUUCCUCUUGUAGUAACACUGGAUCAAUAAGAAAUUAUCCUUACUGGACUGCUAGGAAGAACAGUUUAGAACUGAUGGAAGCUAUCCAGUAUAAAUAAAGUUAGUUUAGUUUAGGUUCCUCCUGUAGUAACACUGGAUCAAUAAGAGAUGAUCCUUACUGGACCUCUAGGAAGAACAGUUUAGAACUGAUAGAGCUAUCCAGUGUAAAUAAAGUUAGUUUAGUGUAGGUUUCCUCUUGUAGUAACACUGGAUCAAUAAGAAAUUAUCCUUACUGGACCUCUAGGAAGAACAGUUUAGAACUGAUGGAAGCUAUCCAGUAUAAAUAAAGUUAGUUUAGUUUAGGUUCCUCCUGUAGUAACACUGGAUCAAUAAGAGAUGAUCCUUACUGGACCUCUAGGAAGAACAGUUUAGAACUGAUAGAGCUAUCCAGUGUAAAUAAAGUUAGUUUAGUGUAGGUUUCCUCUUGUAGUAACACUGGAUCAAUAAGAAAUUAUCCUUACUGGACCUCUAGGAAGAACAGUUUAGAACUGAUAGAAGCUAUCCAGUAUAAAUAAAGUUAGUUUACACCGGAUCAGUAAGAGACGACCCUUACUGGAUCACUCAUUCACUUGGCUCUUGCUAUAUGUAUGACUUGUUAAUACGGUUUUCUCGCUCUUCUGUAGGAUGUUUUGCAAAUACCAUCUCGUUCAAUGGAACUUCUUCAACUUUAUUGACCACCAUCGUACGACCAAGCUCUCUGGCUGUACCAAACCUUGCUAACACCUCAACAGCAUUGCCAACUGCGACUAUUUUGCUGUCUACAUUGCACCCUAAACUUAAAAUGAAUUUUUCAUCUUCGUCGAUUCUGCAAUCUCAGCCAAGUGAAACAAUAUUUUCAAAAAAUAGUAGUAUGUAUACCAUAGUUUCCAUAGCUGAACUUCACCAAACUCCUUUUCUCCGGGUAAACCGAAUAGAAAAAUAAAAGAAGAUCCUUACUGGAUCUAUAUUGGGAGAACAGUUUAGAACUGAUAGAGCUAUCCAGUAUAAAUAAAUUUAAUUUAGCUUGGGGUUUUUCUUGUAGUGACACUGGAUCAAUAAGGGAUGAUUUUACUGGUCAGGACCUCUAUGAGAACAGUUUUAAAGUAAAUUGAUAAAGCUGAUGACUUUACGGAACCUGUAGAGAGAAAUAGAUAAAGUUAGUUUAGUUUUUACAAUUUUCAUUCCAUGUCUUUUAGGGAUAAUCGAAAGCAAACUAACAACCAUCCAUCAUACUGGAACUAACACUUCUUUAACAACGCGGACUUUAUUGACAACUCCUCUAAGUGGCAGCAUCUCAAUUCCAUCUGCUCUUCCCAAAGCCAACAAAACUGAGUCCUUCAAUAGUUCACUGUGGACAGUGAAUUCAUCGUCGCCAUAUAUUUCAACACGGACGGUGUCUAUACAACAAAACUUGGCAACACAUCAGGAAUCGUCAAGUGUACAAUUUUCAUCGAGCACAGUUGUUCCUACCGAAGGAUCUAAUAGUAUGUUUUACAUCGUUUAUGUUUUACUUCACACGGCAUCCACUCUUCUGUGAGUAGAGAGCUAUUACGCGGACGUGACAAAAAAACACAUCUAGUACGCGGACGUGACAAAAAAACACACCCUAAACUCGCAGUGUCAGUAACACGGGUAAAAAAUAUGGAUUCUUUUUGUCAACAAAGAAGGAUACAGGUGAAAAACAAAUUUAAACUGGUAACAAAUCCAAAAGAAAAGCAUAAGUAACUGUCUUUUUGUCACGUCCGCGUACUAGAUUUCGCUCAUCUUUAGUUCGCUAGUAAGUAAGUGAGUAAAGUGGGAGUGUGCUAGUCAUCUUGCAGCAGAGAGCUAAACUGAAUUGCGAAGGACGCAGCUCAACCUGAUCCAGUCGAAGGCUUACUAAGGACGCCUCUGGCAGCCACUUUAUGACUCAUGUCACCACACUGAGCACAGCUACGGUGAAAGGGUCAGUUUGAGGCGUAUCCCAACCCACCCUGUCAACACUGCCUGUGGGAGGAAACUGCAGUACCCGGAGAAAACCCACGACUUUCGGUAGAGUGUUGACUCACUCUUUUCACAUAAGGGACCGGUCAUUAUUUAUGGUGGGGGGUGGCACCGAAGAGAAAUGUUUUUUGAGGGAAAAAUUUUGCCAACCAUUAAAAAGUCAAAAAUUUGAUUACCCAACCUCAAACAUCAAUUAAAAAAUAAAUACCCACCCCUGGCCAAAACCUUUACAAAAGGAUUCAGUUGUCACACAUGUCCUUUUAAUUGCCAGUUUUGUGUGAUGAGUUUGAUAACGGCUUGUGAAAUUUUCUGCAAUCUAAUCUUUCAUAUUGUCUGCACAUGUAGUUUCUUUGGAGACACCACUUGUCUCCUGACAAAUCGGAAAAUGUUGAAGAUAGUGACUUGAUUCACAUAUUGUAUUGACAUAUGAUUGUUGACAUUGCUUUUUAGUCUCCAAUAUUUCAGUGAGUCAUGCUUUGGAAAUGACAAUAUUUUUUUAUUACCCAACCCUUGAGUUGUUUUGUUUUUCAUUUACCCAACCUUUUACUUACUCAAAAUUUUGUUUACCCAACCCUUUUCUCUUCGGUGCCACCCCCAGCCAUAAAUAAUGACCGGUCCCUAAGUGUCGUGGGGAGCCAAAUCGAACCCACAAACUCAGUAGUGAAAGGCAUCUGAUAAUUACGCCAACGAAGCCAUAAUCAUCAAUGUGGACUCGUAUGAAAACAGUCAGUCAGUUCGUCAAUGAAUGCAUGCUGGCUUUCCAGAAUUCAAGUUCAACCAAGUGAGUGUAAAACGCAUCUUUCAGUUUGUCAAAGCUCUAUCGAAAGUCGGGUACUCGGGUUUUCUCUCACAGAGAAUGUUGAAAGCAUUCUUAACUACAUAUUUUUAAUGUGUUUGCAGAAAUAUUUGUGGCUGAAAUACGGAUUCUGAACGUGACAUUCAGCUCUGAACUGGAGGACCAGAGCUCACCUCGGUUUCGAAACCUAUCUUUAACCACCACUAAUUCGGUAGGUGUGCUUAUGUAAAGCUAGCAGAAAGUUUUUGGAGUUCAGAGCUUAUUGGUGGUUUCACUAAGCAUAAUAGAUAAGCAUAAUAGACCUUAUGCAUAAAGAAAAAUUAAACAAUUCAAAAUAGCCACUAUCGAAAUUUUCCCGGACGAUGACUACUAAGACCAGCAUUCCUCACGGGCAUCAAGCCUUGUGACGUCAUUAAGGUCAAUUGCGCAAAAAUUUACAAUAGAAUGUAAAAUUAUUGUGUUUAAUAAUUACGGGAACCACUCAGUAUUUUAAGAAAAUACAAAAUAACAGUAACUCCAAAUAACAUUUUGAUUUGUAAUCGACGUUUCGACUAGUUUGUAGUCAUCCUCAGGAUUAAUAAUCAAUUAUUAAUCCUGAGGAUGACUACAAACUAGUCGAAACGUCGAUUAAAAAUCAAAAUGUUAUUCGGAGUUACUGUUAUUUUGUAUUUUAUUGUGUUUAGUUAUGAUCUAUGAACAAAACUCCUAUAAUACAAAUUAUGAAUAUAAAUCUGAAACCUAAAUAUAUUGAGGUUACUCAAAACGGAGCAACCAAAAGUUGCCGACUAAUUAGCAGUUCACUUUAGUUUAUAAAUAUGAGCAGGAUAUAAAUUAGAUAUAAAUCUAUUUAGAUAUAAAUCUAUUUAGAUAUAAAUCUAUUUAGAUAUAAAUCUAUUUAGAUAUAUAAUCAUACGAAGGGUAUAUAGAAUUAAAAUACUCAUUAAUAAUUCAUAAACCUUGUGGCAAAUCAUGUCAGCCAUAAUAUGUCACGUGGAGUGACUUUAUAUCUGAUAAAACACAUGUGGCAUUAUAUAAUUGUUCAUCCUAAUUAGCAUGAUUAUAUAAUUGUUCAUCCUAAUUAGUAUUCUUUUUGUAGUCGUAUUUUAAGCUAUUCAAAACACUCGUUGUUGUGUUAUAUCAGAUAUAAAACGCUCGGCUGCGCCUCGCGUUUUAUAUCUGAUAAAACACUCCUACGCGUGCUUUAAAUAGUACAUAUUUUCUAUCCAAUUAUUCACGUAUUUCCAUGAUGUAUUUUAGGUCGAUCACGUUAUGAAAGGAGAGAAAUAUUACAAAGAAUGUAAAGUUACUGAAAUACGGUAUUGUGCAUAAAAUGACAUCUACUACAGUAAAACCCCGCCCUAGAAUUUAAGAACCUGUUAGACUAAAAUAUUUUAUUUAGACCCCCUUUAAAUAAGAAUCUGUUCAGGCUAGAAUUUCAAAAUAAAUUCUUAUAUUAUCAAAUACAGUCAAAAUUAAGUCAUACGUUGCAAUCAGUGUAGCUUUAAAGUGCGUAUAUAGGGUUGGUAUAGUGCAUAUACUGUCAUUUUUUAGAUCAUUUGUUGAUAAUUUAUAUAAAUCAUAUACCAUACCUGAUACCUCCCUAAAUUGAGUCGCUUUUCUCUUAAGAAAAUAAGCAUCUAUUUAAGAACCUGUUUAGCCUAAUUUCCUUGCUGCUUCCAUUUACAUAAGAAGCUGUUUAGGCUAACUUGGAAAAAUCUAGGUUCUUAUAUGCGGGGUUUUACUGUACAUAAUCUUAUUUGAUCAUCGGUAACAAGGCAAAGGGUUCUAAAACCGAUAUCUUAAUCCCGAAAACGAGGCUUCAUAGUCACGGCUUUUCCGGAAGAGUGUAUUACUAAUUUAGAGCCUUUCAUAAGUUUCUGUUUUUAUCAGAUCCGACAGCGGGGUGGUAAUAAAAUUGGAAAUAACCAUGGGAGUAGGAUCAAGCAAUAAUGCUGACAAGGCGUUAGAACGUCUUAAAAAGGCUGUCAAGUCAGGACGAGUUGGAAGUGUGGAUGUUGAUUCAACUAACUAUUCUUUUUGGCUGAAAAGUUAGUGUAUCUUCUUCUUUGAGAGAAUCAUGUAUUUUACUUAUUUAUAAACAUAUUUACAAAUCGACCGUAGCAUUAAGGUUAAAAAGAGCCAGUGUAAUGUAGGUAGUAUUCCACAGUAUUCCACAGUAAGCCGCCGUUGUAAACAUUGCAAAUACGUCGGCGUUUCCAACUCUUAUGAACUCGAAUAAUCUGUGCCAGUGUUCUACAGUGCAGUGUAGAAUACUACCUACACUGGACCACCACGCUUGAGAUAUCUUUUCCAGGUAGUUCAGACACAAACCACGGCAGGUUAUUGUAUAGAAUACUACCUACACUGGACCACCACGUUUGAGAUAUCUUUUCCAGGUAGUUCAGACACAAACCACGACAGCUUAUUGUAGAAUGCUACCUACGCUGGACCUCCACGUUAAGGCAAGUCUAUUUACUUUUGUAUUUUUUAGCCCCAGAAGACCCUUCAACCCGCGAGAAUCUGUUGUCAGGUCAGCUGGCGGGCGUCGCUCUGAUAUUAUUUAUUCUGGUGGUACUUCUGUUAAUCAUUUGUCUGGGUAAUUUCGCUGAUGAACCUGUAUUCAACGAACGUGAACUGUUCACAGAGGAGGUCAGUAUGGAGAACCUAGGGAGAGAUAAGGAUAAUCAGGAUAAACAAGAAGAUGAAGAGUGGAAAUUUGAUCCCCUGUUUGCGUGGUCGCCAAGGAAAUCGUUUGACUCAAAACUGUAG